CACAAUUUUGACAGUCUAGGUAUUUCAAUUUGGAAUUUCGAUUUUAUGCCAAAAUUUAUUUAAGGGAUAUAAAAAUUUUUGAGUGCAAUGGAUUUGUUGUCAGUCUCACCUGAGGUCACUUACAAUUGGGUUGAUAUAACAUCAGAUUUCUUUAAACAUAUACAAGACUUACAGUUGGGUGAGUUACUUCAUGAUGGCCAUCUAUUUGGGCUGUUUGAAGCUAUGUCAGCUAUUGAGAUGAUGGAUCCAAAGAUGGAUGCAGGCAUGCUUUGUAACCGUGGGAAUCCUAAACCUCUUAAUUUUCAACAAGCUGUUGCGACAGGCAAAAUAAAGAUAGAUGACCUAGAACCAAGUGAACUCAUUGGUAUAAUUGAUGCAACAAUGGCUUGCAUUGUUUCCUGGCUGGAAGGCCAUUCCCUAGCCCAGACAGUAUUCACAAAUCUUUACUUACAUCAACCACAUUUGAUUACAAAUAAAAUAUUAAAAGCAUACUGUAUUGCUGUAUACAAAUUGCUUGAUUGCAUUAGAGAUUGCAUCAACAAAGCACAAGUCUUUGAAGAGGAAGAUUUCCAACCAAUGGGAUAUGGUUAUCGGUUGGGCUCUCACCCACAGUCUGGUAACACUUACGAUGCUAGUCUCGAAGUCAGUGAGCAGAAAUGCAUCGCCAUGCUCAGGGAGCAAGAGGAGGAGUUAAAUAAAAAAGUUAGGAGUGCUGAAGAUGAGGCGAAUAGUGAGUGGAGCGCGUUAGCAGCAAGAAUCAGGUUCACAAGAAUGUUCUAUCAAGCACUUCUGUUAAUAACAAAGAGAGAUUCCCAGUCUGGAGCAGAUUGUGUAGCUCUGUUGAAUGGUUGUUCAGAAAUGAUGAAGGUUAUCAUAAAGACUGCUGGAAAAGGGACACAACCGAUUGAAAAUUCUGAUUCUCCAAAUCCAAUGGGAUUUGAGCCUAUGAUCAAUCAGCGUUUGUUACCGCCGACGUUCCCGAGGUAUACGCGCAUUAAGCCCCGUUUGGAUGCACUACAUUACUUCGACGAGCAGGUGACAAGGUUGCGCCACGCAUGGAAGAUCACCUCUUGUACUAAUUUCCAUACUGCAUUGGACUUCUUUAUGGAGUUCAGUCGCCAGCGCGCGUGCAUUCUGUCGCGGUCAGCAUUACAGUUAUUGUAUUUGAGUCCAUCGCCCGCCAGCACAGCUUCUCUUGCCCAAGCUGGCCCGCCGCGUCCUCACCACGCACUGCUCGAAAUACUGCGCGACUCAGUCAAGAAUUUCGUCAAUCCACCCUCACUGACGACGAAGUCUCCAAUAGUCUCUACACCACAAACGCGUGAGUUCGUGGAGAACUUUCUGAGUCGUUGUGUGCGUCCGUUUGCUGUGUUGCUGCAAGUCUGCGGCCAUAAUAGAGCGCGCCAAAGGGACAAGUUUGCAUUGCUGUUGGAUGAGUUUGCAACACUUCAAGAUGAGGCUGAGAGUGUGGACGCGGUGGUGAGCGGUGCGGCGGGUUCGGGUCUUCGCGCUUACUUCGGCACCUGGCUCCUGUACCACGUGCUACGAGUAAUGAUCGCCUACCUUCUCUCCGGGCUAGAGUUGGAGUUGUACAGCGUACACGAAUAUCACUAUAUAUUCUGGUAUUUAUAUGAGUUUUUAUACGGCUGGCUGGUAUCAGCGUUAGGACGCGCAGAAACACUAGCAAAUGAAGGGGCACGAAGGGCGGACGCUAAGCGUGGCGGCGCGCGGAAACAGAAGAAACGAAGUCGGCCGUACGCACGCGAGGGUCUCAUGUGUCAAGUCAUGCAGAACAUGUGCGGAGGGUAUUACAAGGCUUUAGUAGCAUUCAAACUACAGGGAAAGAUACGCCAGCCGAAGUCAGAGUUUGAUAACGAAGCAGUCCGGUACAAGCACCGGUUCGCCCCACUCUCAGUUAUCACACCACCACAAGUCCGCUAUCAUGAGUUCUGUGAGAUGACACAGCCGCUGCAAUAUGAAAAUCCUGUGAUACUAUAUCUUGGAGGUUGUAAACAUUUUCAACAAGCUCGAUCUCUAUUGGAAACCAUUACAACGCCUGACCAAGAGAUAACAGAUCUCCUGAAAGUAGCUAAAACAAAUUUCGUUGUAUUGAAAUUGUUAGCCGGCGGCCACAAACGAGAUUCGACUACGCCUCCAGAAUUUGAUUUCUCUGUACAUAGACAUUUUCCUAUUAUAAAGCUCGUGUAAUUUAUUCAAGUAUAAGUGUAGUAUAUUAUAUGUGACUUGUAUUGUAAUUAAAUUUAUAUUUAUGAAAUCAUCA
This is a messenger RNA of Achroia grisella, 2281 nucleotides long. It is a transcript of the gene Naa35, whose product is annotated as N-alpha-acetyltransferase 35, NatC auxiliary subunit. Gene Ontology annotation, cellular component: NatC complex. NCBI's taxonomy places the organism in Eukaryota, Metazoa, Arthropoda, Insecta, Lepidoptera, Pyralidae. Gene Ontology annotation, biological process: N-terminal peptidyl-methionine acetylation. The transcript has 14 exons. The record is from RefSeq and is a predicted model, not a curated record. Bases 88 to 2208 code for a protein of 706 amino acids.